CAAAUCAUUUCAUAUUCACACUCUCAAUUUUCACAAGAUUACGGUAUUAGCCAACAACAAGGAUUUAUUCGCGAAUGUCUCGUCUCUAAAACCUCUGAUUUACGCUCAUAAAGUCGCAGAAACUCCACCAUGCCGCUUUUUACAAGCUCUUCGUCUUACGAUGCCGAAGUUGAAAAGGCGACAAGUGAAUUGAAUACCACGGAAGACUGGCAGUUGAUUAUGGAAAUAUGUGAUCGUAUUCCCCGAGAAACGACAGGCCCCAAAGAUGCACUGAGAUCAAUCAUGAAACGAGUGAAUAACAGAAAUCCUCACAUCGCCAUGCAAGCAUUAACUUUAUUAUCAGCUUGUGUAAAUAAUUGUGGUAAAGUUUUUCACUUGGAAAUCUGCUCCAGGGAAUUUGUCAGUGAAGCUAAAACUAUUCUACAGUCAAGGACACAUCCAAAAGUACUGGAAAAGUUUAAGGAAAUUAUUGUGGAAAUGAUUGGUAUCUUUAAUGAUGACUCACAAUUAAGUCUCGUUUCUACUAUGCGCGAUCAACUAGCAGCAGAUGGAGUUGAAUUUCCUUCUUCUUCCAAGUCGUCACCCAACACCAGCAGCAAGAGCAGUAAGAGCUCCAGUAGUAGCAGUCCUUCAAGAGGUUCCUCUGCACUCAGUUCCAAGGAAGAUGAAGACCUUGCCAAAGCCAUUCAGUUAUCUUUAAGAGAAGCUGAAGAAAGCAAGCCAAAAGUGAGCAGCUUGUAUCCAUCAGUGAUGGAUUCAUCUUCAUCAUAUUAUGCUCCCGUAAGAAAGAGCCAAAGUAAGAAGAAAGUCAAAGCACUUUAUGAUUUUGAAGCUGCUGAAGACAAUGAAUUGACUUUUAAAGCAGGAGACAUCAUAUCUGUCCUUGAUGACAGUGAUGCCAAUUGGUGGAAGGGGGAAAUGAGGGAUGUUACUGGACUUUUCCCUUCAAAUUUUGUAACAUCUGACCUCUCAGAGCCUAAAGCCAAGGUUGAAAAGAAAAAAAGAGUUCGAUGGGCUGAUACACCUGCUGGUAAUCAAGAACUACAAAAACAGCAAGCACCUGCUGUGAAACCAGAAAUAAAUGAAGAAAAAAUCGAGCAGUGCAUUACAAUGUUGAAGGGGGCAUGUGUUGAGAAUGAUGAUGAACAAGAAGAUACUAUCAUUGAUUUAGAAGUUGCAUGUCAGCAAAUGGAAAAAAUAGUUGACGAAAAGAUUGAAAAUAGCAAAACGAAACACCAGGAUUUGUCUUCUUUGAAUGAGCAGUAUCUUCAGGCCCUUGCACUUUAUCAGAAACUGAUGAAAGAACCUAUACCAAUACCACCAACACCUACACCUACACCUACUAUGCCUGCUGGGUAUGGUGCUUUGCCACGCAGUGCUGCUGGAGCUGGUUAUCAACAACAAACAAUGAAUGGAUAUCAACCACCACAGUAUCAACAAAUGUAUGCUCCUCAGGUACCUGCAGGCUAUUCCCAGAUUUCAUAUCCUAUGGCAGCCCAACCAUCAAUGAAUGCAGCGUACUCCAGCCAAGGUCCUGGUGUUCCAAGCUACCCAGCUGGUACCAUAACAACCACACCCUCAAUAACCCAAGGAUAUCCUCAACCCCCUCAACAGUAUGUAACACAGCAACAAAUGCACACCCCACAGCAUGGGGUACCCCAAGAAUAUGCACCCCAAGGGCCAAUGCAGCAGUAUCAACCACAGCCACAUCCUGGAGGUUAUGGCUCUUUCCAACACCAGCCCCAACAUCAAAUGGUGUACAGCCAACCACAACUAUUAUGACAUAAUGAAAUGUGAAUUCAGUAUUGCAUUAUUCUGAGGUCUCUUGCCUGCUUCAUUGAUUAUAGAGCAUCAGACAUGAAUUAAAAUUAUGAUUAAUUUGUUUUUGUACAGUGUAAAGAUAGGGUUUUAAUGUUGGGUAUAGGCUAGUAUAGGAUAACAGGAGAAUAACUAGAUCGAAGCUUUCUGUAUGUGCUAGUACCAUUGAUUAUUAGUUCUGAUUUUAUUAUAUAGAAUAUUUGUCAUGUCUAUCCAUUUGCAAGAUUUAUGGCUGCUUCAAAUAUCUAAGGCCUAGGCCAAACAUCCAACUUUCCAUGCACCGAACUCAUUAAAAACAAUGGAUAUCAGGUGAUAAUGAGGCGGCAUUCUUUGAUGUUAUUAAGUUCUUUCAGUGCAUGGAAAGUUCAAUGUUUGCCCUAGGCCUAAUUGUAUCACUAUAUUGAUAUAAUUUUAUUUAUUAGUUUAUAAUUCCUGAGAAGAAAGCUUGUAUUGUCAAUACAUUUACUCCAAGCUGUACCAUGGAAACUAGUGAAUAUCCUCAUGGUUGGCACUUUAAACAUAAUUUUGUUAGGAGAAUUUACUUACACAAUAUUGACUUUAAACAAUUGAUUCAAGUCUAGGCAUUUGGGUCUAUACAAUAGAAGGUAUAAAAACUGACCCAAAUACAACAAUAUUGUUUAAAGGCAAUAGUAUCUCCUACCCCUUGUGGUCUGUCAGAAUGCAGCUCAAUUUGGAGGACAUAACUGCAAUAGGUUUCCAAUUCUCAGGAGAUUGAAUUUCUUUUGUAUAUUGUCCCCCAAAUUGAGCUGCUUUGAUGUCACAUACAAAGAGCCUAUUUACAUGUUGCAAUAGCCUGCAACUCCCAUGCUGGAGAGCCACUAUGGAGGCUAAUCAUGCAAAUGAUAUAUUGAUAAAGUGAAUUCAUUUAAGAUAUCCUCUUACCUGUAGGCCAAAUUGUUUUGCAAAUUAAUGCUUAAUUAGUAGUUAAGAGUAUAAUUAAAUUGAUUCUUUAGGUCUUUUAUUUUGAAAAUAUAACUUUUUACAUUUCAAUUACUAAUGAGUAAUUAAGACUGCAGGCAUGUUGGAAGACAGAAACAAUGCAAUCACUUUGCUUGAGAAAGUAUUCAAUUCCUAAAAUAAAGGGGAUUCUGGUUUUUUUUUUUCCCUUCAAUCUAACAAUUGGUAGUAGACGUGAACAUGCAAAAAGCACACCUUGCCUUUGCAGUAGGACGAGUGACUUAAUUACGACCAGUUUAAUCUCUGGCCAGGCCAACAAUUUAAAACUACUAGAAUUAAAUUUAAUAAUUUUUUUGUCAUCUCA
This is a messenger RNA of Actinia tenebrosa (Australian red waratah sea anemone), 3100 nucleotides long. Its product is annotated as signal transducing adapter molecule 2. Gene Ontology annotation, cellular component: ESCRT-0 complex. NCBI's taxonomy places the organism in Eukaryota, Metazoa, Cnidaria, Anthozoa, Actiniaria, Actiniidae. Gene Ontology annotation, biological process: protein transport to vacuole involved in ubiquitin-dependent protein catabolic process via the multivesicular body sorting pathway. Gene Ontology annotation, molecular function: phosphatidylinositol binding; ubiquitin binding. The record is from RefSeq and is a predicted model, not a curated record.